Messenger RNA from Arvicola amphibius (Eurasian water vole), 398 nucleotides. RefSeq names its product 60S ribosomal protein L32-like. The record is from RefSeq and is a predicted model, not a curated record. Gene Ontology annotation, cellular component: ribosome; cytosolic large ribosomal subunit. Gene Ontology annotation, biological process: translation. The transcript has a single exon. Gene Ontology annotation, molecular function: structural constituent of ribosome. Bases 48 to 398 code for a protein of 116 amino acids. Lineage: Eukaryota; Metazoa; Chordata; Mammalia; Rodentia; Cricetidae.
UUCCUCGGCGCUACCUGCGAGGUGGCUGCCAUCUCCUUUGCGGCAUCAUGGCUGCCCUCCGGCCUCUGGUGAAGCCCAAGAUCGUCAAAAAGAGGACCAAGAAGUUCAUCCGGCACCAGUCAGAUCGAUAUGUCAAGAUUAAGCGGAACUGGCGGAAACCCAGAGGUAUUGACAACAGGGUGCGGAGAAGAUUCAAGGGCCAGAUCCUGAUGCCCAACAUUGGUUACGGGAGCAACAAGAAAACCAAGCACAUGCUGCCUAGCGGCUUCCGGAAGUUUCUGGUCCACAACGUCAAGGAGCUGGAGGUGCUGCUGAUGUGCAACAAGUCUUACUGUGCUGAGGUUGCUCACAAUGUUUCCUCCAAGAACCGAAAAGCCAUCGUAGAAAGAGCAGCGUAG